This is a messenger RNA of Echinostoma caproni, 1689 nucleotides long. The record is from the annotation of a GenBank genome assembly. Lineage: Eukaryota; Metazoa; Platyhelminthes; Trematoda; Plagiorchiida; Echinostomatidae.
AUGUGUUGUGCCAACCACUCGGAAGGCUUUGGUCUCGGUGUGAUGAUUCAUGACGGAUUCAGUUUGUCCUCUGCAUGGGAACUCGACCAACCGUCAUGUCAUAGCGAGCUCUGGAUUCCCAAGCACGUGCUACGUCUGAUUUGGGUACUAUGGCAGACGUAUUUUGUCUUCAAAUAUCAUCGAAUGAUCUUGCAUACGCAUAAAUUUUUUGUGCGGCUUGCCUUCACUCAUUUGGCUGCGAUCAACUUGUGCCACUGGAUCAAGGCGGUUAUCAGUGAAGUCUCCGAAACCCUGAAGCGAGCCGACGCGAAUGUGGAAACCCAUGUGGCAGCGGCGGAAGCAGUAGUAUCAGCGUCGAUUGGGCGUAAUUCCUCACACAAAUUUGGAACAAGUUCCCAAGGUCACAAAAUCGGAGGUCUGUGCGAUGGACACCUGGGAGAACUGAUAAAACCGUAUUUGUACCCGUUAGCUAUUGAAUACAGUUUGAUUACUGGCACGUUAUUUUAUAAACUUUUGCAACGGGUUGGUCAGACCUCAUCUGCCAAACUGUCCAAAUAUCCGAGUUGCACAUCCCUAAUGACCACUCCGCGACUCCCGGAUGAAACAAGUCCGAUUGCAAAUUUGUCCACUCUUCCAUCACUUGCCUCGUUCGGUGAGAUAUCCUCACUCCGAGCACCCAAUCUGCUACCCUAUCAAUCCACUGACGAUGUGAGCACACGGCCCAAUCGGUGUCGAAAACACACAAGCUAUCGCCAACUGCUUGGCUGUCCAGUCUAUUUGGCUCCGGAACUGGACGAGGAAGAAGAGGACCAGGACUGUUCGUCUGUGAAAGGACGUCAGGUGUACAAGACUCGCGCGGACUCAGUUCAGACCAUUCAUAUCAGACCUCAUCGUACACGGCUUCAGAGUGAAAGUUACUGUCACCGAUCGCAUACGGGACUGUUUCUCGGGCUGAUGCUAUUUCUGGCCUGUAUUAUUGGUGUGAUUUUCACUGUCGGUCGAGGACGACAUGCAUUUGGUAAAUUUAUACCAUAUGUCUAUCAGUAUUCGAAAAUUUUUAUGCUGUCGGUCAGUAUGCUCGCAUGUUCCCUGGCCUUGAUUCAAACCUACUCCAUGAAAUUUCGUCGUAUCAAAGCCGAGGAAAGUUUCGAGUACAAUUUGUUGGGAAUCGGACUGAUUGGAUGUUUGACUUAUCAUAUGCUCCUGUUUGUCCCGUCCCUGGAAACGGUUGUGCAUACCAUGAUCUAUCAAUCCACAGAUGGCCAGUCCGGAUCGGUGCCCAAAGAACAGGAGAUACGAGACAGCGCAAAUCCGGUCACCAUAGAGAAACUGAAUGGGACCGCUUUAUUGUAUCUGGUCAAAUGUACUCUUGAGCUGUGUCAAGCUUUGUUACAAUUUUUCUUCAUAGUCGAAGCAUCUCGUCGCGGACCGUGUUGUCCAAAUCAGGCUCGAAUCAAACCGGGUCGUUCGGCAAUUGUAUUCCUAUUGAUCAACAAUUUGGCUUUGUGGUUGAUGAACACAUUUGAAUUUCGCGAAUCCGAAAGUCAGCUGAUUUUGCAUCGACAAUACUACGGGAUUCGCACGUGGCCUGUGAUCACAUGUUGUUUCAUUCCAUUGAUCAUUUUUUUCCGAUUUCAUUCCACCGUGUGUUUAGCUCAGAUCUGGUCCAAACUGUACGAGUUGCACUAG